ACGGCGAAAAAUAACGCAAUUUCAUUGGUCAACAAGAACCAUUAGUAUAGCCAGUUGUUCACCAACCUGUCACCAACUAAAGAAUGUUUCAAAAUGGCGUCCUACAUAGGGCGAAACUUUUCUCCUUACAAAUACUCAUACCGUAUCUUGCGAAAGGUACGUUGUAAGAAGAUGUACUUUUGUACAAAACCAGAGGAUAACUUUACGACAGUUCGUUUGAGUAAUCGAGGCCAUAUAAAAGUUGUGGGCGAAGAUUCAGUUAGAUUUCUGCAAAAUCUUGUGACCAACGAUGUCAACUUAUUUCACUGCGAUAACCUAAUGAACUCCUUGUACACGAUGAUGUUGAGUACAAAAGGUCGUGUUCUAUAUGAUUUUAUAUUGUACAAACAGGAGAAUGAAGCAAAGGAAUUUUUGAUUGAAUGUGAUAUAGAUGCUGUUGAUGGCAUAUUAAAUACUUUCAAGCCAUAUAAAUUGAGGUCCAAGGUGACGUUCGAUGAUGUCAGCGAGGAUUAUAAUUCGUGGGCUGUUAUUGAAGAAGAUAGUGUAACUGGCCUAAAGAGAACCAAGAAUGACUCAAAGGGUGUGAUUUUAGCUAAAGACCCAAGAGUCCUGUCACUUGGGUCUCGGUUGGUUUUGGCAAAUGGUAGAUGUCCCACUGAGUAUUUCAGUAAUGUUAAAGCGACCAAUGAUCAAAAUGUAUAUGACAAUCAUAGAGUAAGCCUUGGCAUUUGUGAAGGGAUAAAAGAUAUUGAACCAGGUGUACCAUUGCCUUUGGAGUUUAAUAUUGCUGAACUACAUGGAGUGUCCUUUCAAAAAGGCUGCUACAUUGGACAAGAGUUAACUGCAAGAAGCUAUCAUACUGGGGUGAUACGAAAACGACUUUUGCCUAUCAAAAUACUGCCUACCUCCCGCGAGGAACGACUAGACUUUGACAGGGGUGCAGUUAUUCUGACAAACGAGGGCAAACGUGCUGGCAAAUUAAUCAGUGUUUAUGGAGCUAUUGGUCUUGGUUUAAUCAGGCUUCAAGCUUUAAAGGCUGGCGACAUUUUAUCAAUUGCUGUCUCUGAUGAAAGGGCUGUUAACAUCACGGUAGAUCAACCAGCUUGGUUGAAUUUAUCAUGAUAUUGAGCACAGGGUUAAUCUACUUGUGCAGACUGCAAUUUCCAAGGGAAGUGUUUAAAAAUGGGAAUAAUAUGAGGAGAAAUAUGAAACAUUCAAGGAUAUUAGUAUACUCUAGAUCUAAUUGUUUUACUCAAUCAAGAGUUCAUAAAUCAACUGUUUUCUAUAACAUCUUUUUCCUUCCAGCAUGAUCAAAAUUCUCGCAUCAAACAUUGCAUAUUCUGGUACUGCUUCUAUGGUUUCUACGGUUUCAGGGGCCGGUUGUGUCAAGCCUGUUUAACUUAAACGGUGGAUAAGUCAAAAUGAAA
This is a messenger RNA of Dendronephthya gigantea, 1427 nucleotides long. Its product is annotated as putative transferase CAF17 homolog, mitochondrial. Gene Ontology annotation, molecular function: protein binding. The transcript is spliced from 2 exons. Lineage: Eukaryota; Metazoa; Cnidaria; Anthozoa; Malacalcyonacea; Nephtheidae. The coding region runs from base 94 to 1122 and encodes 342 amino acids. Gene Ontology annotation, cellular component: mitochondrial matrix. The record is from RefSeq and is a predicted model, not a curated record.